This is a messenger RNA of Piliocolobus tephrosceles (Ugandan red Colobus), 1298 nucleotides long. Its product is annotated as caspase-12-like. Gene Ontology annotation, cellular component: AIM2 inflammasome complex; IPAF inflammasome complex; NLRP3 inflammasome complex. Gene Ontology annotation, biological process: regulation of apoptotic process; regulation of inflammatory response; proteolysis. NCBI's taxonomy places the organism in Eukaryota, Metazoa, Chordata, Mammalia, Primates, Cercopithecidae. Gene Ontology annotation, molecular function: cysteine-type endopeptidase activity. The record is from RefSeq and is a predicted model, not a curated record.
AUGGCUGAUGAGAAACCAUCCAAAGGUGUUCGGGUCCACAUGGUGAAGUCGCUGGUCAGGACCGUUCUGGAUGGCAUUUUUGAUGACUCGGUGGAAAAUAAUGUGUUAAAUACCUAAGAGUUACACACUCUAGGAAAGUGUGUGAAAAUCAUAGUGCACAACGCUGAAAACCUGGUUGAUGAUAUCACUGAGACAGCUCAAACUGCAGGCAAAAUGUGUAGGGACCACCUGUGCAAUCCCGAAAAACAGUUGAGUUUAGCUCCUCUGGAAAUCCAGGGUGCCCAACCCAGUGGCAGGUUAAAGCUUUGCCCUCAUGCUCAUUUCCAUGAACUGAAGACGAAAAGGGCAGAUGAGAUAUAUCCAGUGAUGGAGAAAGAGGGCCGGACACGCCUGGCCCUCGUAAUCUGCAACAAAGAAUUCCACUAUCUUCAUAAUCGAAAUGGUUCUGAACUUGACCUUUUGGGGAUACAAGAUCUACUUGAAAACCUUGGCUACUCGGUGGUUAUAGAAGAGAAUCUCACAGCUCAGGAAAUAGAAACAGCCCUAAGGCAGUUUGCUGCUCGCCCAGAGCACCAGUCCUCGGACAGCACAUUCCUGGUGUUUAUGUCACAUGGCGUCCUGAAUGGAAUCUGUGGAACUAAGCACUGGGAUCAAGAGCCAGAUGUUCUUCGUGACACCAUCUUCGAAAUUUUCAACAACCGUAACUGCCGGAGUCUGAGAGACAAACCCAAGGUCAUCAUCAUGCAAGCCUGCCGAGGCAAUGGUGCUGGGAUUGUUUGGUUCACCACUGACAGCGGAAAAGCCAGUGCAGAUACACAUGGUCAGCUCGUGCAAAGUAACAUCUGCAAUGAUGCUGUCACAAAGGCUCAUGUGGAAAAGGACUUUAUUGCUUUCAAAUCUUCCACACCACAUAAUAUUUCUUGGAGGCAUGAAAUAAGUGGCUCUGUCUUCAUUUCCCAAAUUAUCUACUACUUCAAAGAGUAUUCUUGGAGUCAUCAUCUAGAAGAAAUUUUUCAAAAGGUUCAACGUUCAUUUGAGACACCAAAUGUAGUGACCCAGUUGCCCACCAUUGAAAGACUAUCCAUGACACGAUAUUUCUAUCUCUUUCCUGGGAAUUAAAACUCAUAAAAAGCAACUCAGGAAAAUGAAGGCAUUAUGGUGUCUAUGAAUCUGCUAUAUGUAAAGGUCAAUUUUUGAUUAAGAAUAUUUUUGUAUCAAACUGCUCGCUGUCCACCUUUUGCAAAUACCAGGCUAAAAUCAAUCUCAUAUUUUUGCUAAAUUAAUGCUUAAUAAAUUUU